AUGGAGACCAAUGAUUCCAUGCGAGCGAUAGCGCGCAACCUUGCGUCGAUGAGUCUCUCGAAAGCCAAAAGCAUCUACGAAAACCCAAAAGUUCGUUGCGUCUUGGGCGUCAACGGGACUUUCUAUGGCUACCGUGACGACCUCACGGCGAACUUGGAUCAAUCCAUCGAUUUUGCAACGACCUUCACAUACAUGGACGGACCUUCCAUCUCUCCCGAGAUCCGCAUCGACCUCGAGGGUACCGAAAAGCGAGGCACUAGCAUCAUGACGUACACUAUCGCUCGGCUUACCAUCCCAAUCAAUGCACUACGAGGAGAUUCCAGCGUUGCCAAGGCAGGCAAGAUACGACUUACAGACAAGGAAAUCGGCCAUCCUGUGCUCUUUUUGUCGGUUUCGCUCAAGCACGUUUUUGUUUCCAAGUACAAGAGACCCAUUUCUCCAACGCUAGUCAAACGCUCGGGCACGUGGAUAAAGUGCCUUGUUGGAACUGGCGAAGCUGAUCUCUCCGUUGUCCUUGAAACUCGCGGCGUCGGCGACAGCUUCGCAGACUUGAUGACCCGGAAUUAUCCGACCGAAGACGUCAGGAUUGUGGAUGCUGGCCUCGACUGCGUCUUCCAAAACCAACCCAUGGGAUACAAGCAGUUAGAUUGGUUCACCAUCAACCCCAGCCUCAUGUCCCCGCCCGGCAAUCCCAUCCCCGAGACUAUGGUCUUCCACGAUGACAGGACUCGCAUGAUCCGGCUCCAGGCUUCAUCUCGCGAGGAAUAUGAUCUCGAAGCCACCAAGGCGACGCUGCUUGCAGAGUCCGCACACCCGUGCAUUCUCCUUCCCGACUUAUCAUCUGUUUAG
Molecule: messenger RNA, 849 nt
Organism: Colletotrichum graminicola M1.001
Lineage: Eukaryota; Fungi; Ascomycota; Sordariomycetes; Glomerellales; Glomerellaceae
Exons: 1
Coding region: 1-849 (282 amino acids)
Source: RefSeq, a predicted model, not a curated record